CGGGAAGUUUGACAUAAGCAAGGACUAAGAUAUCGUUAAUAAUAACAUGUAACAGAUAAAACCAAUGCGAUUAUAUCUUAAAGCGUACCUGUAUAAUGUCACAGACAACUUUUCUGGAGAAUGUUAUCAGCUGGAGUAAAGGAAAAUGUGAAGAAAACAUAGAUGAAGCACUUCCAAAACUGAUUAUCUGCCUCGGUGAUGCAAGCACUCUAGAAGAAAGCAUUGGAAUCCUUAAAAUUGUAUGUCAGACAUUUUUGCCACUAGUUAAACAACAUGAAGCAGAGGAAAAGGUUUUCAGCAAAAUAUCAAGUCUGACCUGUUCGAGAUUUGAUGACAUUAUUGAAAAGAUUACUGAACAAACUUCCAGUAACGCCAGUGCUCCUCAGAUUAGCUCUCUACUUGAGAUGGUAUUUAAUGUGCUGGACUGCCUAGAUAGUUGUAUUACAUCCAUUUCCAGUUACAAAGAUCUGCAUCUCUUUCACAUACAUUCAUUGCCAAGCUGUACUAUUCAUCUGCUCAAAGGGACAUAUGGUCACUGCAAGGGUAGUGCAGAAUUUUAUCAAGAUUUGCUGGGUACGCUUUCAGAGUCCCUGUCCAUGUUAUUCCGCAAAGCCCAUACAGUACAAAUGGCUUUUCUUAACAUGUUUGACAAAGUCAUAGCUUUGUGUAAUGAAGAGGACGUGCAAGAUUUAUGUGAUGUAUGUGAAGGUCUGUUUGACGUUUGCCAGAUAGUGACAUCACUUGACGUCAAAGUUGUGGUCAGUAUCUGGAAAGCAAUUUCAAGAAUAUCAUCUCAACACAAAGAUGUUUUGAAGAAGAAGCUGAAUGUUUUCAAGAUGAUCGUGUACCUCUGUCAGGAAAUCAAGUCUGGUUACGAGUAUGUUUUCCAGCUAGCACUUGUCCUGGACACUGAAGGAGUGGUGCAGUCUCAAGGAGAUGAAAAGGCAUUCAAAAAAUCGGUGAAGAUUCUUGGGUUCUACAUGAAGAUUUUGGUGGUGUUCGUUAAAGACUAUAAAGAAUUUUCAGGAGUCUGUGUAACUGAAGUAUUUAACCUGAUGCUUGAUAUUUUAAAAAUGCUACCGCCAUGUUUAUCAAGACCAAAGAUUCCAGAUCGGUACACGGAUGAAGUGAAAUUAAACCUUGGAGAUGCUGUUGGUCCACUGCUGGAGAAUCUUACGAUGAAUCAGGCUUUUAUUAAAUGUGUUACCCAUGAAACUGAUGUUGUUAAAGAUUUGAGAUUACCAAGACUGCUUCUGCAAAUUCAGAUUCUAGACAUGUUGCCAAAGUAUUCUGAUGAUGAGCAAAGAUGCUGGUUACAUCCCAGUUUGCCAACAGAAGAUUCAAAUAAUGUUGAUAUAGUAACUGCAGUUUUCAGAAGUGCUGGACAGUGUUUUGUAGAACUUGCUCUUCCAGUUUACCUGCCUGGUGUAGUUUCAAGUGGAAAACAACAAAGGGAUGUUAGCCUCUAUGAAUAUGUUUGUACAAAAUUGUGUGGCUUCAUUGGCAGUUAUCCUGCAAAAUAUUUCUCAGUGCUGGAAAGAAGUCUUCUUCAAAAUGCAUUUUCAACAAAUCCAUUUAUGUCACUGUUGGCUGUAGAUUGUUGGUGCUUCCUGGUGAGGUAUGGCAGUGCUGAGCUCUGUAAUAUACAUGUCAUGCUCCUGUGUCACCUUCACAGAAGAAUUUACUCCACCAGCCUCGAGUGUAUGAAGACGACACAGCUAGGGAUUCUCAUUCACAGACUGGCUAAGUUUCUUGCUCCUGAACAUCAGCAAGAGCUGCCAAAGAUGUUUGUGCCCUGUGAUAAUUUGGCACUAUGGACAGAACUGCCAUUGGCUGCUAUGCAAGCCAGAAUAGUUCCAGAUCUGAUGGAGGAUCUGGUUACCAGUUGUACAAAAAUACUUCACAACUGGAUCAACUAUUCAAAUAAAACCCAGAAUGACGUUCCUCAUGUGGUUGUAGCUUUGCGCUGUCUGAACAACAUUUUCUCAAAUUCUGCUUUCUUGGAGCAGUACGUCUUGCAAAAACCGCAGCAACUGGUGGUGAACAAAGUGUGUGAAAUGUGGAGGCUGCUGACUUGCAAUGAAUGGGAUUUGACUGUUCCACUUGGUUACCUGAUAUCCUCCCUGAUCCUGCUCAGUUCACUGCUCAUCUCAUGGUUCCAGACGUCAGAUAUCUUACAGAUACUGUCUCUUAUCCAAAAGGUUCUUUCGCAGCAAGCAUCUGUCUUAAUAAGGCUGUCUGUUGUGAAGUUUUUAGAGAAAUGUGGAUCACUAAAAAUAUCACCAAGUUUUCAGCAAUCUCAGAUACUAAACAAGAUCCCGGAUGUUUUUCGAACGGUUCUGCUGGACUCGAACUGCGUGGUUCACCAUGAAGCACUCAAUGCGUUUGCCAAGUUUGCUGAACAGACGAUCCACGAGUCAGUGGUUCCACAGUGUAUAGGAAACAAUGCACAUCUUCAGGACGUCGUCGUUUCCUUCUUGAACAAAGUUCCUUAUCAAGCUGGAAAACACUCUGUGGGGAAAACUGAAUAUUUGUCUUCUCAGAUGGAUUUCAUAGAUCACCCACAGAAUCACUGCCAUUCCCAUACAUCAAAAAACGACACUGAACCUCCAAGGAAACGAUUGAAAAUGGAUAUCUGUCCUCAAAACGACGAUGACUACAAGAAAGUGUUAGGAAAGUUUCAGUCGGUUUUCACAGACUUGCAACAACUUUCUCUUAUUGGCAAACCACCUGAAUGGUUUCUUCAAAGUGGAGGUACCAUCCUUGAACAAAUGCUACAGAUUUUUAACAAAAAGACUGUUAUGGAUAAUUCUUAGAAAUUAUAUCCCAUAAGUUAUAAAAGUGUUAUUGCAUUUUUGUAGCACCACCUGGCUAUUGGUUUUAGACCCAUCUAUAUAUUGAUCUCCCCACACAUGAUCAUUAAAAAAACUAUCACAAAUCUAGUGGUCCAGACUACCAACUGCCAGCACAAAGUUGGCCAACUUUCUGCUGUCACGUCUACGAUUGUCCAGUUGUUAGUCUGAAUGCUUUUACAACUUGAUUCUUAUUGUAUAAAUCCAUUAUCAUCCAUUACAGGCAUUUGUAGCAGAUAUCAAUGGCAUUAUAAUUUGCAAUAUUCUCCUAGAAGAUAUCGCUUAUUUUGUUAUGUCACUGUGUAUGUUUCAGCGCUAAACAUAUCAUUAAUGAUGUCACACCACUGUUGUUCUGCUAGUUAACGAAUCUACUGCUGCCAAAUAUAGUGACAUUCAACCCAC
Messenger RNA from Gigantopelta aegis, 3254 nucleotides. RefSeq lists its product as uncharacterized. NCBI's taxonomy places the organism in Eukaryota, Metazoa, Mollusca, Gastropoda, Neomphalida, Peltospiridae. The coding region runs from base 96 to 2816 and encodes 906 amino acids. The record is from RefSeq and is a predicted model, not a curated record. The transcript has 25 exons.